This is a messenger RNA of Oryza sativa Japonica Group (Japanese rice), 1957 nucleotides long. Its product is annotated as flavin-containing monooxygenase FMO GS-OX-like 8. Gene Ontology annotation, molecular function: NADP binding; N,N-dimethylaniline monooxygenase activity; flavin adenine dinucleotide binding. The record is from RefSeq and is a predicted model, not a curated record. NCBI's taxonomy places the organism in Eukaryota, Viridiplantae, Streptophyta, Magnoliopsida, Poales, Poaceae.
UAUCUAUAUGUUCAGAUGAGCACGCCAUUGAAUUUGGAGUUGGAGAGACUGUCCAUGUUGAAUCCAAUCAUGUCGUCGGAUCGGAGCUCCAAGAAGGUGUGUGUCGUCGGCGCCGGGAUGGCGGGGCUGGCGGCCGCGCGCGAGCUGCGGCGGGAAGGCCUCGACGUGACGGUGCUCGAGCAGCUCGCCGGCGUCGGCGGGCAGUGGCUGUACGACGCGGCGACCGACGCCGGCGACCCGCUCGGCAUGGCCGGCGUGCACAGCAGCGUGUUCGCCUCGCUCCGUAUCAACGGCCCGAGGGAGUCCAUCGGCUUCUCCGACUUCCCGUUCCGCCCCACCAACGACGCCGGCGGCGACGCGCGGCGGUACCCCGUCCACGGCGAGCUCCUCAGGUACAUCAGGGACUUCUGCGACGCGUUCGGCCUCAUGGACGCCGUCAGGCUCAACACCACGGUCACGCGAGUCGCCAUGGCACCGCCGCGGCGCGACGGGUCGCUGCGGUGGGCGGUGAGGAGCAAGCGCCACGGCGAGGCGGAGACAGAGGAGGUGUUCGACGCCGUCGUGGUGGCCAUCGGGCACUACUCGCAGCCAAGGCUCCCGACCAUCGACGGGAUGGAUAGGUGGAGGAGGAAACAGCUCCAUUCCCACUCGUACCGCGUCCCGGACUCCUUCGCCGGCGAGGUCGUCGUCAUCGUUGGGUGCAGCGUGAGCGGCGCAGAGCUCGCCCUUGAGCUCCGCCGCGUCGCCAAGGAGGUCCACCUCAGCACCAAGUCGACGGAGGAGACCAUCACGUCGGCGAUGUCCAAAAGUGUCGCCAGGUACGAAAACCUCCACCUGCGACCACAGGUCGAACACCUGCGCGAGGACGGGACUGUGGUGUUCGACGACGGCUCGUUCGUCGUCGCCGACGCUGUCAUCUACUGCACCGGGUACAACUACUCGUUCCCGUUCCUGGACACGAACGGGAAGGUCACCGUCGACGACAACCGCGUCGGGCCGCUGUACGAGCACGUGUUCCCGCCGGAGCUGGCGCCGUCGCUGUCGUUCGUGGGCAUCCCGGGCAAGGUGGUCCUGCCGGUGUUCAUCGAGGUGCAGGCGAGGUGGGUGGCGCAGGUGCUGUCCGGGCGGAGGACGCUGCCGUCGCCGGAGGAGAUGCAGCGCGCCGUCGAGGAGCACACCCGCGGCAUGGAGGCCGCCGGGUUGCCGAAGCGGUGGACGCAUGACAUGUUCUUGAACCUGGAACGCUGCGACGACUACGGCGAGCGCAUCUGCGGCUUCCCGCGGAUGGAACAGUGGAAGAAGGAGAUCUUUGUGUCAUCCCUCUCCGACAUGGUCGACGACAUCGAGAACUUCCGCGACGGCUACCACGACAGCGACCUCGUCCGCGACGCCCUGCGCCGGCACGGUUGGACUCCCGCCGAGGAGGACGACGACGCCCACAAAUAAAAGCACUUGGAUUGGACUCCAAUAAAUUCAGGUUCUUUGGCUAAGACAAGUGAAGUGACGAGGAGCUAAAAGAUGGGAGAGUAUUCAAGUCCAGGCACAAGUGUUCGACUCGAGCAAUCGAAGUUGAGGAAAAGUACCAUCCAGCAAAGCAUAUAUUUUAGAAAAGUGUUAUGGGAACCACGUCAACUGCUCUCACCAGUUAGCAUCAAAUGUUACUUGGGGACCACUAAAAUGUUUUAAUAUGCCCCUAAGGUCAUAAACUUUAUAAGGGUAAUAUGAUAACUUCAUGUAAGCCUGCAAUAGCAAACUAGUGAAUCUUGGGUACAUGAUAACUUCCUACGGUCAUAUUGACUUUGUACCAUCUGUAAAGUUCCUUUCUGUUAGAUGAAAUGUGUUGUUGUAUAGGACUUUAAUUACAAACGCGCGUGCGUUGCAAACGGUGAUUACUAUGUACAAUUAAAAUGUGAUUACUAUGUACAAUUAAAAUUAUAUAACUCCACUGGUGGAGAAA